GAACUCUUUAGUUAGGCAAUGCGUCCAGCAGGGCUAUCACACAUUUAUGCAAGAAGCAGUCCCAGGCAUGGAACUUAAACUCGAACGUCUCCUUCGCUUCUAUCCUCGCGCUGCCACGAUGGAUAACUUCGUGUUCUCCAAUGACAAUCCAUUUGAGCUCAGGGCUGCGAUUAUAUGCAGUGGCCAUUGCUUGUUCGCAAAAGAGCAUGUUCCCCUGACUAAAAUUUUCACGGACAUGGUCAGCCGUUCUUCAAAGCUUCCGCUACGUUGUUGGGUUCAGCUUUUGAUGUCCAGCGAAAUAGAGGAUAUCUUUAGCCCCUUGGAUCCUGAUACCUACGAUCAUACCAAUAAGUUUCCACUUGAUCUUUGUUCUGCCACCUUGCGCUUGCUCAGCGAAUCAAAGACAAACCUAACACAGGGCUUUGAUUCUCCGUUGCUUCUGGAUUUCUUGGAUGCUCUACCCUAUUUCCUUGACGAAUUCUAUGAUCGUGUCCUGCAUAUGUUUUCCAAAUUCGUCAAAGAUCCAUCUUUGCGCGAGCCAUCAUUACCUCAAUCUCUGAGGAUGGUUGCUGCAAUCAUUAAAUUCCUACUUCAUAGACUUUCUUUCUCAGAGUCUGAUAUGUCUCUUUAUGAGUCGUUAUACACUGCAGUUAGCUGGAUCAUGCGCCAAAGAUUCUCAUCUCAGGAAACUACCCCUAUCAUGACAAUACUCGGGGAUAUCCCUGUUUCUUUUGCCAUUCAAGAAGAUUUAGACCUUAUUUCGUAUUCGCAGCAUAUGUUGCGCUACAUUACUACCUCCGCCUAUCAGUCUUUGGCUAUGAUGGUUCCCUCGCCUUAUCCCUUGCGCGAUCUCCGAUCAAUGGUUCAUUAUAUGACGAUACACUGGGACCAUACGCUGGCGUGUUCCGGUAGCCUUUACGGUGUUCCUUGAAACGAAUACAUUAGAGGAAUUUUUGAAAUGCAACACGGAUUAUGUGGAGCGAUGGACGCAGCUACGCUUCAGCUGCACAUUGACUAUCUCCAUAACCCACGUAAUCUUUUCACCGCAUGCUCUAUCCUGGCCACACAUGGCAUCGAUACGAACCGGGCUGCCAUU
Molecule: messenger RNA, 1096 nt
Organism: Desarmillaria tabescens
Lineage: Eukaryota; Fungi; Basidiomycota; Agaricomycetes; Agaricales; Physalacriaceae
Exons: 3
Coding region: 47-931 (294 amino acids)
Source: RefSeq, a predicted model, not a curated record